UUUUAAUUGCACAACAAGCAACGCCCUACCGAGACUUUUCCAGUUUAAACCCUAGCGAAGGGUUUAAGCUCGCGCUAAACCAAGCUUCUUCAUGAUCUAUUCGGAAGGUGCAUGCUAAGCUAUGGCCGCUGCAAGGUUAACCUCAUACGUGGCGGUAACAUCCGCUGCGGUGGUUUCCAUGUCCACGUUCUCCGAUCGUGCCUACGCCGACUCUUCCUUCCGAUUCCCUUUCUUCUCUUCUUCACCUUCCAAUGCGCCGUCGCCGCCGAACCAGUCUUCCGACAACAAUUCAGAGCCUCCGGCGCCUGAGGAACCUAACAAGUCGGGUUUCGACCCGGAAUCGUUAGAAAGAGGAGCCAAAGCUCUCCGUGAAAUCAACAGUUCUUCCUACUCAAAGCAGGUGUUUGAUUUAAUGCGAAAGCAGGAGCAAACUCGCCUCGCUGAAUUAGACGCUGAGAGAGUUCACUACGAACUUAUUCAGUCUCAAGGAGAUAUUGAAAGACAGCGGAAAAUGGCUGAAGAACAACGUAAUUUAAUACAAGAGCAAGCCCAGAGACAGGCCCAGGUGCUGCGAUUCGAGGAUGAAUUGGCAAGGAAAAGAAUGCAGACAGAUCAUGAAGCCCAGAGGCUACGUAAUGUUGAAUUGGUCAAGAUGCAAGAGGAGUCUUCUGUAAGAAAGGAGCGGGCAAGACAGGCUACUGAAGAACAGAUUCAAUCUCAGCAGCGUCAGACUGAGAGAGAGAGAGCUGAAAUAGAAAGAGAAACUAUUAGAGUUAAGGCAAUGGCUGAGGCUGAAGGCCGAGCUCAUGAAGCUAAGUUGACCGAGGAGCAUAAUAGGAGAAUGCUUAUAGAACGACUGCAAGGUGAAAGGGAUAAAUGGCUUGCUGCAAUUAACACAACUUUCAGUCACAUUGAAGGUGGUCUAAGGGCCUUGUUGACUGAUAGGGACAAAUUGAUUAUGACUGUUGGAGGAGCUACUGCACUAGCUGCAGGAGUAUAUACAACUAGAGAAGGUGCUAAAGUCACCUGGGGCUAUAUUAAUCGAAUUUUAGGGCAGCCAUCAUUGAUCCGGGAAUCAUCAAUGGCAAAAUUCCCUGGAUCAAAGAUAAUUUCUCAAGCUAAAAAUAAACUUCUACAUAGUAGUACUUUGGCUGGGGCAGAAAAACCUAUUGGGAGUAAAAAUGGUCUUGGAAAUGUAAUCCUCCAUCCAUCGUUGCAGAGAAGAAUAGAGCAUCUUGCACGUGCAACAUCAAAUACCAAAGCCCAUCAGGCACCAUUUCGUAAUAUGCUUUUUUAUGGGCCCCCAGGCACUGGUAAAACGAUGGUUGCAAGGGAAAUAGCGAGGAGAUCGGGUUUGGACUAUGCCAUGAUGACCGGAGGAGAUGUUGCACCUCUUGGUGCCCAGGCUGUUACCAAAAUUCAUGAUAUAUUUGAUUGGGCCAAGAAAUCUAGGAAAGGCCUAUUGCUUUUUAUUGAUGAGGCAGAUGCUUUCCUUUGCGAGCGUAAUAGCUCACUCAUGAGUGAAGCUCAGCGAAGUGCUUUAAACGCAUUGCUCUUCAGAACUGGUGAUCAGUCUCGAGACAUAGUACUUGUUCUUGCGACAAACAGACCGGGUGAUCUUGACAGUGCAGUUACUGAUCGCAUUGAUGAAGUGAUUGAAUUUCCGCUUCCAGGAGAGGAGGAGCGUCUGAAGUUAUUGAAGCUGUAUUUAGACAAAUAUUUAUGUGAUGACAAUAAUGGCUCUAAGGGAGGCUUCUUGCUGAAGAAGCAGGCUCAGAAGAUUACUAUAAAAGAUUUAUCAGAGGAUGACUUGAGAGAAGCUGCGAAGAAAACGGAGGGAUUUUCUGGGCGUGAGAUCGCCAAACUCAUGGCUAGUGUCCAAGCUGCUGUCUAUGGGCGCCCAGACUGCAUAUUGGAUUCGCAGUUGUUUAAAGAGAUUGUAGAUUACAAAGUGGUGGAACAUCACCAACGACUAAAACUAGCAGCUGAAGAUGAAGCAGAUUUAGAAGAAUCUUCCCGGCUUUAUUAAAAUCAUUAGGAGUAGGAGGCUUUAAUGAGUUGGAAGCAGCAUUCCAGCAUAACCUUUCCACUUCAUGCCAAGGAGAAAGAAGCCAUGUUUUUGAGAGCAGAGAAAUCAACAUUACAUUCAUUAAUAAAUUUUUAGUAUACGCUCGAAGUUGUAAUUUAAAUUGCAAUUUUUAUGAAUGUGAUUCCCAUUCGAAUUCCA
Messenger RNA from Vigna unguiculata (cowpea), 2227 nucleotides. Its product is annotated as AAA-type ATPase family protein. Gene Ontology annotation, molecular function: ATP hydrolysis activity; zinc ion binding; ATP binding. The record is from RefSeq and is a predicted model, not a curated record. Gene Ontology annotation, cellular component: mitochondrion. Lineage: Eukaryota; Viridiplantae; Streptophyta; Magnoliopsida; Fabales; Fabaceae. Gene Ontology annotation, biological process: mitochondrion organization.